Molecule: messenger RNA, 10137 nt
Organism: Rhopilema esculentum
Lineage: Eukaryota; Metazoa; Cnidaria; Scyphozoa; Rhizostomeae; Rhizostomatidae
Source: RefSeq, a predicted model, not a curated record
UAUAGUAGUGAUGAAGACUUGCAUACGACCUUUAUUUGUAGAGGUGAUUCUAGGGCUACCUUGCAAGAAACAGUUUCUGUCAAUGGUGUUCCUUUGACUAAGAAAAUUGACACUAGAGCAGUAGUUUUAGUUGUUCGAAAUGCUAUUGAUGAGAAGUAUUUGCCACAUGUGCCCUUGGGUUUAUUUACAAACCAUUUUUGUUCUUAUUCUGGUGAGAUUCUUGCAACUAAGGGAGAAAUUUUGGUUGAUGUUGAGUUACCAUUGUCAGGUCAAAAGGCUAAGUAAACAAUUGGUUGUUGUUGAUGGGGACAAACCAGCUUUGUUAGGAAUAAAAUGGUUGAUGGAAAUUAAGCUUGAUUGGAAUCAGCUGUUAGUGGUAAUUUACGGUUUGGGUGAGGAGUUAGUAAAAAAAUACAAGUAUGUUUUAAAUGCACGGUGUUAUAAAAGGAUUUAAAGCAGAUUUACUUAUUUAAAUCUCAUUCUAGAAAGAUGCUAGACCUGUUUUUAAGAAAACCCGUCCUGUUCCUUUAUCUUUGAAGGAAAUUGUGGAGAAGGAAUUUGAUCGUUUGACCAAAGGUGGUCAAAGAUAGAAAGGUUAAAUUUUGGUGUCGCUAGUGCACCUGCCAUAUUUCAGCUAGUCAUGGAUAGGGUAUUGUCUGGUGUAAAGAAUGUUGUAUGUUACUUGGAUGAUAUUCUGAUCACAACUAGAUCUAUUGAGGAGCAUAAGGAAAUCCUAUCAGAAGUUUUGCAGAGGCUUGAAAGUCAUAACACUAAAGCUAAACUCAGUAAAUAUGAAUUCUUUAAGUCUUCUGUCACUUACCUUGGAUACAAGAUAGACAGGAUUGCAUCCAACUGAAGAGAAAAUCAGGGUCAUUAUUGAUGCACCUGCUCCAACCAGUGUUACAGAGUUAAGAUCCUGGCUUGAAUUGAUAAUUUAUUAUGGGAGGUUUCAAAGAAGUCUUCCCUCCAUUUUAGGGCCUUUGCAUAAGCUGUUAAGAAAGUAUGUAACUCUGAAGUGGUCAGAGGCAUGUCAGGAAAGCAUUUAAUGCUUGUAAAGCACAGUUGAGCAGCAGUAGGGUAGCUGCACUGUGUUGCAUGUGGUUUUGGAGUUGGAGCUGUGCUGUCACAUGUAAUGGAAGAUGAUUCAGAAAGACUAAUAGCAUAUGCUUCUAGAACAUUAAGUUCAAGUGAAAGAAACUAUGCACAAUAAGCAGGGGCGUCGUGACGAAUGAAUUCUAGAGAGGGCCAAGAAGAAAAAUUUCCGACAAAAUUUCUUUGAUUUAUUUUAAUCAAAUAGAAGUAUUUCAUGUUAGUGUAGGGGCGGGGGGGGAACACAUAACCUUUGCUUUAGCUUUAAAGAUAUCUAAAAUGCACUUUGAACUUGGUCUCAUACUUGCUGUGUAAGUCCCUGACAUAUCGCAACACUAUUGAUCUGUAGGAUUUGAAUAGGACAAGGAUUUGAACAAAGUUACUACCAUGGUUGCUCUCGAAAGAGAAAUUUUUUUAUCAUCUUUAUGCUUUAAGUUCGCCGGAAAUUACAUUCAUUUGAGUGAAUCUCAAUAAUAAAAUUCUAUUUUCAAAAUGAACAUCCACUGGGGGAAAGCGAUGGUAUUUAUUAAUUUAUUCCUUUUUUUACCUUAUGCAACAUAACUGCCUAAAUUUCAAUAUCUGGGACAAAAUUUUAAAAUCUGGUGAUAAGCAAAGAAUUGGCACUGUCCUGGUCUUCAAUAUCAAAUAAAGAUGAAUUGAUGACCAAAAUUGCAAAUUUCCAUAACCAAAUUUAGCUCUUGAAGAUUUUAAUUUUAACAGACGAAAUCCGAGCAGCAAUUUAUUCUAUGGCAGAAAUUAGUAUAUCCUGAGAAAUCAUUUUGCUUUUGUGGAAAUCUAGUAUAUUCUUUACAAAAGUGAAUUGUUUCUCGAUUAUACGAUAAGUAUUUUAGUUCAAGUAAUUUAUUUGGCUAAAAAGUUCGUUUCAUUCCUCCUUUUUACCCAUAAGUUUGAGAAUUUUCCGACAGAACAAUUAUUUUUUCCGAAAAUCUGUCAAAUUUUGGAAGCAGAGGGGGCCACGGCCUCCCUUGCCCACCUGGCCACGACGCCCCUGACAGUUAAAGAAAGAGGCCUUAGCAAUGAUUUUUGGGGUAAACAAAUUACACAAAUAUUUUGAUGGAGGAACAUUUACUUUGGUGACAGAUCAUAAACCGCUGAAUUCUAUUCUUGGUGCACAGUCUGGUAUUCCAACACUAGUAGCAGCUCGAUUGCAACGUUGGGCUUUGAUCUUUGCAGCUUAUCAAUACAAACUGUCGCACAGCUUAUCUAAUGAUCAGGCAAAUGCUGAUGCACUUUCUAGAUUACCAAGUGGUAAUUUACAGGAAGGAAAAGAGCCUUCAGUGUGCCAAGUUAGGUUUACUAAUACUUUGCCAAUCUCUGCUAAAGAUAUACAGCAAGUGACAGGAAAGGUAUACCUUUAUCCAGAGUUCUUUCAUUUGUUUUGAAUGGUUGGCUAGAAGCUUGUGGCACUUAAGAGUUAAGGCCAUAUUUCAAUCGCAAGCUAAAGCUAUCAGCAGAGCAGGGGUGUGUAUUGUGGGGUAAAGGAUGAUUAUUCCACCAAAAUAUAGAAAUAGCAUACUUGAAGAAUUACAUGAAACACGCCAAGGUAUCUGCCGUACCAAAGCUUAUGCCAGAAGUUAUAUCUGGUGGCCAAAUCUUGAUUCACAGAUAGGAGAAUAUCUACAGAGUUGUGAAAGCUGUCAAAUGUUUAGAAAUAAGCCAGCACAUGCUCCAUUGCAUCCCUGGAAGUUUCCAGCAAGAGCCUGGCAGAGAAUUCAUAUUGACUAUGGAAUGCUUGACAGACAGAUGCUUUGAUUGUCAUAGAUAGCUAUUCCAAAUGGAUAGAAAUGCACGUAAUGUUUGGUACCAUCAGUGGAGCAACCAGAGCUAGGCUGGGGUACAUUUGUGCAAGCUAUGGAUUGCCAGAGGAACUUGUUUCCGAUAAUUGUCCUCAGUUUGUUUCUGAAGAGUUUGACAUGCAGAGUAUGUUAAGUUUAGUAAACCUAAUCUAAUGUUGAAUUGAGUUAUUUUGAAUAGGCAAGGUGAAUUUCUGGAUAAGAAGUUUAAACUUUACCAUCAGUAUUGAUUGAGCCUGAAGUUUUUACUGAACCACCGACCGUUAACUUUUUAAUACAGCUAAUCACCUGUCAUACCAUCCUCACAACCGACAACAUGUUUUCCCUAGCAUUAUAAUCAUCAUCACCACCAUUACUAUCAUCAACAUUCCAUUAUUCUCAGUUCCAUCACAAUUAUUAUUAUUAUUUUUGUUUUUUUAUAUUCAUGUUCAUAGUCAUCAUUAUCAUCCCAUUACAUCAGUCUCUACAGCACCACCCACAAUCUCUCACAUCACCAACCACCCUUCCCCCCUCCACUUCCAUCAUCCCACAUUUUCUCCACUGCGCUGCAUUCACACCGUUCAGCAUCCACCAAUCCGGUAUCACCAUUUCACAUUUCAAAUUAAUUCACUCGCUCGUUUCAUUUACUCUGAUGAAGCCCUGUGUGCCGGGGCGAAAUAUUAGUAAAAAGAUUUACCUAGUAAAAAGACUCCAGAGAAGGAAGAGUUACAGUUAGAGUCAGAAGUUCAAAAGUCUCCUGAGGUAAGAGUUGCAAAGACUCCUGAUGUGAGCUUUCCUGCAAAGACUCCUGAGAGACGUUAUCCAGCAAGAUUCAGAAGACCUCCAAGAUACUUGGACUAGGGUAAAUAAAAAAACAGUUGGAACUAAAAGCCAGAAUAAUGCUUUUCUUCCUGUUUUCCAAGUGCUGGUAGCCCACCCAGCAUUUGUAGUUGAGUUUGUUGUAUUAUUUCAUUUAUCUGCUAAACGUGUUGGACAUUUAUCUUCAAGGGAGGAAAAGUGUGAUAUAUUAGUUCUAGUUCUGAGUCCUGUUGUUAUAGCCUCGUUUUGUGAUAGUGAUUCAAGUUUGAUUCUAGCGUGAAUGCGCCUGUUCUCUAGUGUGUACUCGGACUGAUCUAUUACAUCUAUCAUGUUAAAAAGCUUUUUAUUUCAAAUUCAGGCCGUUAUUGAUCCUAAUCCAAGGAGCUCCAAAUUACUUCAAAGCAGUUCUGCAAGCUAUCCAAGGAGCUUCAAAGCAGUUCUGCAAAAACACUCAUGUUAAAAAAUCAAGGAUGUUGAUAAAUAUUAUUUGUUUCUUUUUAAAUCUUUUUCUGACCGCACCUUGAAAACGAUGGUGGCACCGUGGGGUCGUGGGGUCGUGGGGUCGUGGGGCCGUAGGGUCGUGGGGCCGUUAUGUUUUCAUGCCUAUUUGUAGACUUCUUGACACUAUGCUUAGAGAUUCGUUGCCUUGAAGUGUGAGAAAAUAUACAGCAACGUCAAAGAAAAAUGAAUAGCAUUCGUUAGAGUGGGUUUUUGGUCGGGACGGAAAAGAGUAGAUGAAUAGAGAAACCUGUGUGUCAAAUGGAUUUAUGGUUAACUAUAUACUCUUUAUGUUUACAUAAUUUAUAGAAAUUGCCUUGUUUGUAAGUUAUGUUGCUAAGGUAUUAUAGUCAGAGUGUUCGCAAACUGUGACUCAUUUAAGAAAGUAAACUUUUGGCAGAUGAAUAGCGUUGGUAAGUAACUAAACUUAAAAAUAUGUUUACUUCACCGCUUAAUGAAGGUACGCUUUAAACGAAAAACAAACUGGUGACAGGCUGCCCUUUUGUCUGAUUUCAAAAUAUGAUCGAGUCUUCAUAGUAUCGUUUAAACUUUAGCUAACCAACCGGGUGCCAUUCCAUAGGGUUAAUGGGGUUGGAUAAAAUAUUGGAGAAAUAGAGUUGAUGUUCGACUAAGUUAAGGCCUUAGCCUCGUUUCCCUACGCUUUAUACAUUCGUUUUGUUAUACAAGAAACCAAUCCAAAAAAGCGAACCUUAAGAUGAUCUAAUUAGAAAAGCAAUAAAUUUCAUUACGCUCAACCACAAAAAUGUUUGUCGAUACAUCUUGCGGUGUUGGAAAUGAUUAUUUUGACGGCAAAACACAAAUUUCUUGUUUCAUUGACAUAGAUAGAUCCUUGUGACUUAUUAAGUUUCAUUUCCUCUGAUGUUAUUUUCUUUCGAAAAACUAGCUCCUUAGUAUUUGGUAUUUAAGGUUAAAGUAAGCGUUUUAGAUGCAAUAUUUGGUUUUUUCACUCUGAAAGCCAAAAUAUUAAUGGAAUCGGAUAAAAUUGUAAAUCAUUCGAUUCAUAUCAAAAUAAUUAUCAAAUAUCAAAAUGAUACUUCACAGGCAAAUUUAUUGCUUUUGAGUGUACCACCUUCAAAAGCUAUUUCGUACCAUUGCGUUUGACGUAACAAAAUCUGACUUAUAUCAGCAGAAAGCGCAGAUCCUUAGCUACCAAAGUGUGUCUUAGAUUUUUCAAAGUUUUCCUUCCUUGGAAGCUAUACUCUGUGAAAAAUUGGUCAUCAAUUUUUCUACACUCCCGCAGUUGUAUUUGGCUAUAAAAGACAGACAAGACCAAAUACAAAAAUUUAGAGACACUCUUUGCUUACCCAACAUCUGUGCUGGCCGUAUGCAAAUAUUUGAAUCAUUGACCGGAGAAUUUACCCUGGUUACGGUAGCGUACUCAAAAAGAUCAAGUUUUGAGAGUUUGCACAAGACAAAGUGAAACCAGCCUCGAAUGAGUACGCUUUCGUAAGUGUUCGCAAGUCCCAAAUGGGUUGGCUCUAAAGUUCCUGUGUGACCUCUUCUUCUAGGGAUGUCUUCAGACUGCUAUUAAGAGACGGUUGCUUCUUUUUUGAUUGUGAAAUCUAACAGCGUUUCAGUGUACAUUUGUUUCCAAUAAUGUAAAAUAUAUAUUCAAGAAUCAAGGUCCGUUUAAAAUCAGCUUAGGCUCAAGGUCCACCCUCUUUCAAGUAGUCAAACAAAAAAUAUACAAGGGAAACAAAUUAAUCUUAUCUUUCAUAGAUAAUCAAAAACAAUGAUGACAAGACUGUUCCGAAGAAUCGACAUGAAGAUGACAGCUUUUGCUGACUGGAAACUUCAACUAAUGGUGAUGCUGGCAUUUCCAUUAUCAACAUUGUCAAUCUCAUGCAGCUCUAGAUUUCACUGCAAAACGCCUGAAGUCAAAUACAUCAGCAUGGAUAAACUGACAAAUAUGACCUUGAAUGGAACAGUGCUUAAGUCAUUCCAAGCAAAGGACAUUUCAGAAUGCCAGAGAUCUUGCCUCCAUGAAGAAAAAUGCCAGUCACUGAAUGUCAAUAUCAGUACAGCGAUUGGCCUGAUAUGCGACCUUUUGGACAUCAAUAUAUAUAGCAAUUCGUCGCUUCUUCUUCAGCAAAGUGGAUCCGUUCACCUCUUUAUUCCGAAUGAGUGCAAGAAUAAACCAUGCAAGAACAAUGCAAUAUGUGUGCCCAACUAUCAAAACGACUCCUACAGCUGCGAAUGUAAAUCGAAUGGAACAUGGAUAACGAAAGGGCUUCAUUGUGAAACGAUACUGAGCGGAUAUUCCAGUGCCUUUGUUUACUGGUCCUUCGACGACCCAGCAAGUUCAAGUCCUUUAACAAGCACCAACUUGGAUAUGUCAUCGUUUGUUCUAUCAUGGGAUCCGGUCUCGGAACCAGGUCGGAAACAUCCGGUUGUUAAAUGCAAAGAUGGUUCCAAUUGCAUACAGAUAUGGAAAAGUGUACCAUGUAUAAACUCUUUCAGUACCUGCAAAAGAACGAUAACGUAUAGUAUGUGGAUAAAGUAUACCGAAUAUCAAGCUACAACCAAAACUUAUUCAUUGCUUAUGCUCUCAAACGAGUUUGGAAGUCGUAUAGGUAUCGAUUUUAGAUCAAGGUUGUCGGGAGAUUUUGCUUUUCGUGCGGCUGUUACUACAGGCAAGAAAUGGGAUUUAACUGGAUUUGGAAGCUCUGUCAUUAAGACAAAUUGGAAUCAAUUUACUUUAACUGUGGACGAUAACAUUGGAGUUUGUGCCUUCAUCAACGGAGUGAAAGAUGCCUGCCAAACUACAUAUCAAUCGGUUUCAUUGACUGAAUAUGCAAAUACAGCAGUUAGAUUGGGAGGCGCUUGGUAUGCCGAUAGUGAACCCGACAUCUAUAUUGAUGACUUCGCCGUGUGGCAAGUGGCACUUACUGAAAACGAAGUAAAAAACCUUUACGAGCAAACCAAAAAUUGACAUUGUAAGAAGAACUUAUAGUUAACCCCAUUCAAUAAAGAUAAACUAACUUGAGCAAACGAAUAACAAACCUCAAUUCAGCGUUCAUUGAGCAUGUGUAUUGAGCACAAUAAGAACAUUGCAUGCUUUGUGAAUGUAGAGCGGGGGGCUAGCUCCUUAUUCAGUUACAUUAGAAAAGGGGGUUAUGAAUUUCACAUUUUCGAUUCCUAAAUAAGAACUUAACUUUCAAUCUAAUUUGUUAUUUAGCUUGCACAGGCAUGUAUGUGUUAUAAAUUUGUUUUUGUGCAUGUUUAACGAUACACUUGCUCGCAGUAUUGAAAUAGCGCUAGUCAUUCCAAUUUGUUGUACUAGUUUAAAUUAAUAACUUUUGCUUUUAAACUUAUCAAUUCGAUAAUGUCUAUGACUAGAAGAUGCAGUAGUCACUUUAUGAAACAUCAAUAUCAUUUGCAUCUGCGGAAAAGUUAUAAUUUGAGACGUCGCCAAUUAGCUCGCCUUUCCAUCACUCAGUGAAUAGUCGCAUUCGCCGAUUCGUUGAUUCGCCUUCGCCAAAGUCGCGCGGCCAUAGUGAAUCAAGUGGAAACCGGCCUUUUGUGAGAUCGAACUGGCAGUUAUUUGCUGAAUUUUCAUGACUUUCAUAAUUUUCAAGUUUUGCUCUAGCCAAGAGCAUAUUUUGUUAAGAGAAAAAUACUUCAAUUAUUCAUGAUACUACAGAUUCAUUUUGGUAAUGGAUUCAAGUUUUGGAAAGCACCUGAUAAAAACAGGUAUUCAGCACGGCGACAAUUGACUUUAGUAUUUAUCCAGUUGAGGGGCUGAUCGGCAACAAAAAUCGACAUAGUUCAAAUUGGCACUAACGGUGAUAUAAUUUAGGCUUUACAUAAUCAGUUAAGCAAUUCUACUCUAGCUAAAGUCAUCUUCAGGAAGAUUCUUUUUGAUUGGGAUUGAUGCUGCUCUUCUUUAACGUAUUAUGCAUCUUUCAAUAGUUAGAGAUUAUAUUUUUAUUUGUUCAUUUGGUGUUGCUUUGCUCUUUAUCACCGAACCACUAAUCCAGCCGUACCAAAGUGGCUUGAAAACUAUCUCAAAUGCAACUCAAUCUGCUUGACUAGCAUGCUACAACUAUUCUUUCUUACUUUCUAGUCAACACAUACAAAUCGAAACAUUAGCCAGGGCAAAAUACAGCAGAUUGCUCCAGAGACAAGAGUGUUUCAUACUCCUCAAUUCAUCACACACUCUUUAAGGCAUGCGAUAUUUUGCACUGCUUGAUUUUUCAAUUCCUUUCAUGGUUAGAAUGUCUUCUGCGAAGCAAAAUUUCCAUGACAUUUCCACGACUGUAAUAUUCUUAAUGCAUGCAAUAUUUAACUGAUGUGCAUACUAGUCUCAGUCCUGCUGGGAUCACGUCACAUAAAUCACAACUUAUUCUUGAAUAUCUGCAAAACAGGAAUCCUGCUCUCUUAAAUAGAGAAAUCAAAUAUUUAGGCAUUGUACCUUAUACUGAAAAUGCGCCCAAUUCACAGCAAAUGGCGAGUUUAAUAUCCAAUAUUGAGCCAAGCAGAUGCAGGGUGAUUUCUCACUUGUUUCAAAUGACCUUAGUGACGAUACACAAGUGAACUCAUAGAUACGUAAACACUGUUUCACUCUAUAUUGGUUUUCUUAUUGGACGCUGGCUGUUUCACCCAAACAACUUUUACUGGCAUGUUGCUAAGCGGGAUGUCCCUUGUGACACAGCCCCUUCAAACCCUGACGAUUCUUUGAAAAAUUAAAACUCUUCAAAAUUGGUUUUGGGCUAUUGCUGCAAAAAAUAUAAGAGAUUAGCUUUUGUGAUGAUUUGGCAUGAAGCUUAUUUCAUAAAGCUCGAGCUAAUCCCUGCUUUUAGCAAGGCUGAUUUUCAGCAAAUUAGCGAAAUCAACGCAAAGGUUGCACUUGGCAUGUGCAGAAGUGGAAUCUAUUUACCAUCAAGAUUUUAAUAAUUUUCGUUGAGCAAAUGCAACCAGUUCCAUUUUUUGCAUCUUGUAUCCUUUAGCGAUUGUCUUCUACUUUUUAUUAGGUUCGUUAGUUUUCCUGUUUCGCUACACUUCUCUCUGAUGUAUCCAGCAAAGUUUGAAGUGUCUGACUGAAGAAUGACCUUAUGUAAUACUUAUGUAAGCUGAUUUUAAAUACUUAAUGAGUCGUCUUGAAAUUGUGUCAUUAUGAGCCUCAUAUUAGAGAUGUGUAGCGCUUGCACAAGAGUUUUAUGUAAUGUUUGAAGAUGAUUUUGAAUUCCUGCUGAUCUUAAGUUUGCUUUGUGUUAACUCUGCUGAACUAAAUACGCUAAACCCUGAACUUUCGUUGUUACGACGUUGAGGUUGGCAUCUUACCGUUGUUACGACGUUAACUUUGGCGAUCCUAGCAAACAGCUUAAUUUAUUAGAGAUAGGUAUCAAAACACCCCGAAUUAUUGGGAACUCAUUCUCAUUCUUGAUACAAAAAGUUUUAUAGAGAAAGCAACGACUGAAAGUAUCUAAGGGGAGUUUGACCAUAAAUUUUAACAAAUCGAAAAAAUUAGAAACUUUCUAUCGUUAUUGGUUGAAGUAAUUGGGAAAGCUUAGAAUAUUAGGAGAUGUAAUAAGUAUACUAACUGCAUUCUUUGUUACUAUUCACUAUGACUCGAUAAACAAAAUCGGUUGAAAUUACGUUAAGUUUCGACCUUUUACAAACUUUACGUAAUGUUAGAGCCUAAAAUUUAGCGCAAAACAGUUCUACAAACACAUUCAUGUUAAAAAUCCAAGAUGUUAAUAAAUAUUAUUUGUUUCUUUUAAAUUUUUUCUGACCGCACCUUGAAAACGAUUUCUUCGUAAAGUAAUACGAUUUCUUCACCCUCCUUAAUUUCUUUUCGUUUUUGCGACUUUCCUCCGGCCAGUGGCCGUGGAACCGUGGGGCCUUGGGGCCGUGGGACCGUGGGGUCGUGGGGCCGUGGAGCCGUGGGGCCGUGGGCCGUUAUGUUUUCAUGCCU